Molecule: messenger RNA, 446 nt
Organism: Eurytemora carolleeae
Lineage: Eukaryota; Metazoa; Arthropoda; Copepoda; Calanoida; Temoridae
Gene: RpS25
Product: 40S ribosomal protein S25
Exons: 4
Coding region: 7-399 (130 amino acids)
Cellular component (GO): cytosolic small ribosomal subunit
Molecular function (GO): structural constituent of ribosome
Source: RefSeq, a predicted model, not a curated record
AAAUAAAUGUUUUUUUGUAUUUCAGUGAUCAUGGGAGCCAAAAAGGAUCCCAAGAAGGACGCUAAGACUCCUUCCAAGACUCCCAAGAAGAAGGAAGGAGGUGGAGGCAAGGCUAAGAAGAAGAAGUGGUCCAAGGGAAAGUCCAGGGACAAGUUGAACAACUUGGUUCUCUUCGACAAGGGUACUUAUGACAAGCUGUACAAGGAAGUUCCCACCUACAAGCUUAUCACUCCCAGCAUCGUUUCUGAGAGAUUGAAGGUUCGUGGAUCUCUGGCUAGGAAGGCUCUGAUUGAGCUUGCCGAGAAGGGACUCAUCAAGGAGGUUGUUGCCCACAGAUCUCAGAAGAUCUACACCAGGAUGAUCCAGGAUACUGAGGAUGAAAAGGCUGAAGAGAAAUAAAUAUUUUUCUAGCAUUUCAUUCCUUUAACUUCUUGUAUUUCAGAAAA